Messenger RNA from Entelurus aequoreus (snake pipefish), 1184 nucleotides. RefSeq names its product visual system homeobox 2. The record is from RefSeq and is a predicted model, not a curated record. The transcript has 3 exons. Bases 34 to 897 code for a protein of 287 amino acids. Gene Ontology annotation, molecular function: RNA polymerase II transcription regulatory region sequence-specific DNA binding; DNA-binding transcription factor activity, RNA polymerase II-specific. Gene Ontology annotation, biological process: regulation of transcription by RNA polymerase II. Lineage: Eukaryota; Metazoa; Chordata; Actinopteri; Syngnathiformes; Syngnathidae.
ACGGGCUCAAAAAGACGCCAUUGGAGGAUCCUGAUGAGGUGGAGGUCAUGUGACUGGAGGGAGGGAGGAGGAGCCUGUAUUUACCUUUACCUGCCGUCGGCCCUUCACACUCUGGGAUGCUUUCCUCAGCGUGGGACUAGAAGUAGCUCGGAGAUGUUCGGCCCGGGCCAGCUGGUCUCCGCUCUCCUGCCCGCGGUCUUCCGAUCGUCCCAGUUUUUCCCCGCCUUCCCGCCCCGGCCCCCCUUCCUGAUCCCGGGGCCCUUCAUCAGCUAUGAGGCCCUGAGGGCUUACCUGCAGCCCGAGCCCUGCAAGGAGGUGCUGCUCCUGGCCUCGCAGGCCAUGGUCAACAUGGGUCAGCUGGCCGAGGGCAUGGACGAGCAGCGGCCGGUGAAGCAGCGUCGCGCCCGCGCCAACUACAGCAGCUGGCAGCUGGAGGAGCUGGAGAAGGCCUUCCAGACCUCGCACUACCCGGAUGUCUUCAUGAGGGAGGCCCUGGCCCUCAGACUGGACCUCAUCGAGGCCAGAGUGCAGGUUUGGUUCCAGAACCGCCGCGCCAAGAUGAGGCGCCAGCUGAAGCUCCAGGGUCAGUGUGUGGACCUUCACCCCAAGGGAGAAGACGCCGACACGCCGGAAAAAUCCGCCAGGGGUUCGAAACACCACGCGGCUUCCGACGGCGAGCGCUGGCCCGGAGGACAGGAAGACGACGACGACGACAACGACGACGACGUCUACCCGUGGACAAAAGCCGCCGUCGUCGUGGAAGCGACGGGUCGGAGGUCGGAGAAGCGGGCGGGGCUCAGCUCGGAGCAGCUGCGCUCGUGCAGCAUCGCCAAGCUGAGGGCCAAAGCCCGGGAGCACGAGGCCGUGAUCCACGGCGCCGCCAACGCCGAUGACUGAUGCGUUUCCUGCUUCCUGUUUGCUGCACCAUCAAGACUCUUAAACGCGUUUGUAUGGACUUCCUGGACACUACAUUAGGCACACCUGGCUCUAAACAGCCCGUUAUUAUUUCUGUACAGGCACAAAUAACGACUCUACUUUAAAUGCUGGCAGGGAAAUGUUCAAUUCACUUUGACGGCGUGUGACUUUUUUAUUCCGACCGCAGGCUCACGUGAGGAGCGAGGCGGGUGGCGUUCGUGUGGCCGCGACCUUGACCUGCCGGCUUCCUGAGAAUAAACAAAGGGAAU